Molecule: messenger RNA, 3963 nt
Organism: Hippopotamus amphibius kiboko
Lineage: Eukaryota; Metazoa; Chordata; Mammalia; Artiodactyla; Hippopotamidae
Gene: UBAP2
Product: ubiquitin associated protein 2
Exons: 31
Coding region: 392-3817 (1141 amino acids)
Cellular component (GO): cytoplasm; nucleus
Molecular function (GO): protein binding
Source: RefSeq, a predicted model, not a curated record
UCCGGCGAGAGCGGCAGCGGAGAUUUGGUUUGAUCCCUGUUCGGGGAACUAAGAUGCCACAUGCCAUGGGGCAGCUAAGCUUGAACGCCACAACUACUGAGCCCACGCGCUCUGGAGCCUGCUUGCCACAACUAGAGAGAAGCCCAUGCACUGCAACGCCAAGAGCCUGCGCACCACAACGAACGUUCCCACAUACUGCAGUGAAGAUCCUGAGUGCCACAACUAAGACCUGACGUAGCCAAAACAAACAAAAAAACAAACGAAGGAAACAAACCCAGUUAAAAAAAAGAGAAAGAAUUUGGGGCCCUGAUGGUUAUAGCCUGGGUAGAGAUGAGCAUAUAGGUACAGAGAUUUUCUAUUUUGUGCAUACAUUAUUUUGUAUAUACUGUAUAUGAUGACUUCGGUGAGCAGUGACCGGUCCAGAGGUGCUCGGGAAAAACCACAGAUUUCAGCAACACAAUUACAGAAACAAGCGGUACAGGCAACAGCAGAACAGAUGCGUCUUGCUCAAGUGAUCUUUGAUAAAAAUGAUUCAGAGUUUGAAGCUAAAGUUAAACAGCUUAUGGAAGUGACAGGAAAAAAUCAGGAUGAAUGCAUAGUGGCUCUACAUGACUGUAAUGGAGAUGUCAACAAAGCUAUCAAUAUAUUGCUGGAAGGGAAUUCAGACACUACUUCAUGGGAGACUGUAGGAGGGAAGAAGAAGAAUUUUGGAAAAGAAAGUUCAGAAAACAAAGAAAAUAGAGAGAAGAGAAGUGAAAGAGAAGUGAGCCGUGGACGUGGAAACAACCGGAAAGUAAGAGGCGGCAAUCGUGGGAGAGAGUGCAGAUUGUUAACCAUUGCACCACCAGGGAAAUCUGCAUCCUUUAGAGGUGAAGAGAAUGGAAUUGAUUGCAAUCAAGGGGACAAGCCUUCAGACCGUGGCAAGCGAGCUCGUGGUAGAGGAUUUGGACGUGGCAGAGGGAGAGGGUCAGGAAGAUUCUCAACCCAAGGCAUGGGGACAUUUAAUCCUGCGGACUAUUCAGAUUCUCCAUCUAUAGAUGGGUGUGGGACAAAACCAGUAGUUUGGGAAGCUGCUCAGAAUGGUGCAGAUGAGGGAACUGAACUGGCAUCAAAUGCUCAAAAUGUAGCUCAGAAUCUGCCAAACAAAAAUUCUUUUGGACUCAAAGGGGCCUGGAAGAAUUCUUUGGACGAGUGGACAACAGAAGACUGGACUGAAGAUCUUUCUGAAACAAAGGUUUUCACUUCCUCAUCUGUUCCAGCAGAGAAUCAUGUCACACCUGGGCAGAGUGUUGAUCUGGUAGCCUUGCUCCAGAAGCCUGUUCCUCCCAGUCAAGCCUCAGAAGUCAGCUCCUUUGAAACUUCCCAACAGCAGGGCUUUGGCCAAGCCCUUGUCUUCACAAAUUCUCAGCACAACAAUCAGAUGGCACAAGGGACUGGCAGCUCCACUGCUGUCAAUCCCUAUCCACCUCAGAGUCUGUCAUCCGUCCUUGGUUCAGGAUUUGGAGAGCUUGAACCUUCAAAAAUGGCAAACAUCACCAGCUCCCAGAUUUUGGACCAGUUGAAAGCUCCGAGUUUGGGCCAGUUUACCACCACCCCAAGUUCACAGCAGAAUAGUAUGAGUCCUCCCACAACCACUUCUUCUUGGGACCUCAAGCGCUCAGCAUCCCAGUCCUCAGUCCUUAGUCAUUUUGACUUCAAAUCUCAGCCUGAACCAUCCCCUGUUCUUAGCCAGCUGAGCCAACGGCAGCAGCACCAGACUCAGGCAGUCACUGUUCCUCCUCCUGGGUUGGAGUCCUUUCCUUCCCCGGUGAAACUCCGAGAGUCAGCACCCAGAGACGGCAGUACCUCCACUGUGAACAAACUUUUGCAGCUUCCAAGCAUGACUGUCGAAAACAUCACCGUGUCUGCUCACCAACCACAGCCUAAACACAUCAAACUCCCCAAGCGACGAAUACCUCCAGCUUCUAAGAUCCCAGCUUCUGCAGUGGAAAUGCCUGGUUCAGCAGAUGUCACAGGAUUAAAUGUCCAGUUUGGCGCCUUGGAAUUUGGAUCAGAACCUUCUCUCUCUGAAUUUGGAUCAGCUGCAAGCAGUGAAAAUAGUAGCCAGAUUCCCAUUAGCUUGUAUUCGAAAUCUUUAAGUGAUUCUUUGAAUACCUGCCUACCAAUGACCAGUGCAGUACAGAACUCCACCUACACAACUUCAGUCAUUACCUCCUCCAGUCUGACCAGCUCAUCGUUGAGCUCCACUAGUCCAGUAACAACGUCUUCCUCCUACGACCAGAGUUCUGUGCAUAACAGGAUUGCAUACCAAAGCUCUGUGAGUCCGUCGGAGUCAGCUCCAGGAACCAUCACAAAUGGACAUGGUGGUAGUCGAAGUCAGCAGACGGUAGACACUACUUCAUCCGUUCCAGCUCCAAAGACAACAGACCCUCCCUCUACCCUCGCAUCCGUGGGCUCCCUGCCCAGCACCACCUCCUGCACUCCGCUCCUGCCCUCAGCAUCCCAGCACACUGCCACUCUGCCCUCCUUGUCCCAGCCUGGUGACCUGGCCAGCAGCCCCCUCUCUCAGCUUAGCAGCUCCCUCUCCAGCCACCAGAGCAGCCUCUCCUCCGCGCACGCGGUGCUGUCUGCCAGCACAUCACACACGCACGCCGGCGCGGAGAGCGCCCCCGGCCUCCAGGCCGCAGCCACCUUCUCAGCGGCAGCCGCCUCUGCCUCGAGCGCCGCGUCCUCAGGGCUCAGCCUGCCGAGCAGCGUGAGCACAGUCAGCGGCCUCUGCCUGGGCGGUCCCGGCGGCAGCACCCGGGCCACGCCCUUGGUGACCUCAGGCAAAGCGCCCCCCAACCUGCCCCAGGGGGUGCCUCCCCUGCUGCACAACCAGUACCUCGUGGGCCCCGGAGGACUGCUUCCUGCCUACCCGAUUUAUGGCUAUGAUGAGCUCCAGAUGCUGCCGUCACGGCUGCCAAUGGAUUACUAUGGGAUUCCUUUCGCUACACCCCCAGCUCUCGCCAGUCGAGAUGGCAGCCUCACGAACACUCCCUAUUCAGGUGAUGUCACAAAGUUUGGCCGAGGUGACUCUGCAUCCCCUGCACCCCCCACCACCCUGGCUCAGCCACAGCCGAGCCAGUCCCAGGCCCACCACACAGCCCAGCAGCCCUUUCUGAAUCCUGCCCUGCCACCUGGCUACAGCUACACUGGCCUCCCCUACUAUACAGGCGUGCCCAGUGCCUUCCAGUAUGGGCCCACCAUGUUUGUCCCUCCGGCCUCAGCCAAGCAGCAUGCUGUGAGCCUCGGCACCCCCACGGCCCCUUUCCAGCAGGCCAGUGGUUACGGCCAGCACAGCUACAGCACAGGCUAUGAUGACCUGACCCAGGGGACAGCAGCAGGAGACUACACCAAGGGCGGCUAUGGUGGAUCAUCGCAGGCACAGAGCAAGCCUGCAGGCUCUGGGCCUGGCAAAGGAGUGUCAGCGUCUUCGAGCACCACUGGCCUCCCUGACGUGACGGGUUCUGUCUACAACAAGACUCAGACUCUCGACAAGCAGGGAUUUCACGCAGGGACCCCGCCACCAUUCAGCCUGCCCUCGGCCUUGGGUUCCACUGGGCCCCUGGCCCCCGGAGCGGCCCCCGGUUACGCACCCCCGCCGUUCUUACACAUCCUGCCCGCCCACCAGCAGCCUCACUCACAGCUGCUACACCACCACCUUCCACAGGAUGCUCAGAGUGGUUCCGCUCAGCGCAGCCAGCCCAGCUCCCUGCAGCCCAAGUCACAAGCCUCCAAACCUGCCUACGGCAACUCUCCAUACUGGACAAACUGAACCCUUCAGAGAGGGGUGGGCUGGGGCAGGAGAGAACACACGGAGCCUGUUUCUCUAGGAGCCCGGCGCCUUUCCUAGAAUUCCUGAGACGUGUAACUGUGUCAGCCGAGCCUCUGUGGGGAGCCUGCCUCCCAGACUCGCUAUUG